Echinostoma caproni is the source of this 492-nucleotide messenger RNA. The record is from the annotation of a GenBank genome assembly. NCBI's taxonomy places the organism in Eukaryota, Metazoa, Platyhelminthes, Trematoda, Plagiorchiida, Echinostomatidae.
AUGUGUAUGCGGGUUCUUCACUCUCGUCACUUGUUCACACAUCGUGGACCUGUUCUGAUUGUACUGCAAGCCGGUGGUGUGUCCUAUGCAGGGGUUUGGGCCAAUCGAUUGUUGUUACACCCACAGCAUGGUCUAAAGACGGGCAGUCAACUGGAUCUGAUUCGGCAAGCUCAUUCUCGCGGUUUCGCGGUUGCUCUGAUUCAUACAAACGAGCAAAUUGUACCACGAGAGGCAGAAAUCGGUGCAAUCGAUCUGGUCUCUACCUUAUAUUCGACCGGUUCCGCCGCGGAUACACUAUUAGGACGCUCAAAACGAGUUGGGACACAUAAUCCCACAAACACUGUAAUCACACAAGCUAUGGAGCCGGAUUCGAUCCCGUCUCAUUCGUGCCAAAUUCCUCACUCGAUGAAUGCAGCUGGUCUUUCCACCCCUACGAUUGCCACUCCGGCUGUUGCUGGUGCCCAAUGUGGGCCUCCAAUUCAAUCUAGGUGA